Messenger RNA from Pseudogymnoascus verrucosus, 1293 nucleotides. RefSeq lists its product as uncharacterized. Bases 200 to 1246 code for a protein of 348 amino acids. The transcript is spliced from 2 exons. The record is from RefSeq and is a predicted model, not a curated record. NCBI's taxonomy places the organism in Eukaryota, Fungi, Ascomycota, Leotiomycetes, Thelebolales, Thelebolaceae.
CUUGCUGAGACACAGGUGUUGUGACGAAUGACGCGAAUAUACGACCCUAUACUGUCUAGCACAAUGAUAUCGGCCGAUAGACUUAUAUGGAAGAUUUAUACAAAAUGGUGGAUUACCCAUAAUGGCUCUUCUGUAUAAAUAACGAACCAACUCUCUUCCACAGUUAAAUAUUUACCAAAGAUCAUUAUUCAGGAUUACCAUGGGUGCUCCUCUUGUAACCGUUCUUGUAAUCGGAGGCACAGGUGCGCAAGGCCAGCCUGUUGUAAAAGAACUCUCCGCAGAUGGCCGCUACAAAAUCACUGUAUUGACGCGCAGUGCACAAUCCGAACCCGCACAGGAGCUUGCAUCGCUGCCAAACGUCACAAUACUGGAAGGCGAAACCUUCGACGAGCAAACCCUCAUGAAAGCAUUCAAAGGCAUCGAUGCGACUUUUGUCAAUACCAACGGAUUUGCCAUCGGCGAGAAAGCCGAGGUCUACUGGGGAAUCCGCAUCUACGAGAUUGCAUACGGAGCAGGAGUCAAGCACUUCAUCUGGGCCUCGCUGGCCUACUCCUCGAAGCUAGCGCACUUCAACCCCGACUUCCACUGUGGGCAUUUAGAUGGGAAAGGGAAAGUGACAGAUUAUCUUACCUCGCAGCCUACAGACCAUAUGGCGUGGUCAGUCCUUCUUUCUGCUCCAUAUGUGGAUACGCUCUCUCAGCUAUUGAGACCAAAGCCUGAUCCGAAUGACCCAAGUCUGAUGGUCUUUUCAGCGCCACUUGGCAACACUGCCAUGCCUCUCAUUGAACUGGGAGACCUCGGAAAAUAUGCCAAAUGGAUGUUCGAUCAUGUGAAGCGCAGCAACGGCAUGACGCUUAAGAUAAGCACAGAGCAUAUCCGCUGGGCAGACCUGGCGAAGGAUUACACUGCUGUUACCGGACGUAAAUCAAUCUACAGAGACGUUACCCUCGACGAGUAUUUUGCAUCCGGAGCCUUCCCUGACCCAGAAUUGAAGGUAGGACAUAGUGUAACACACGACGAUCCGACGCUGCAGACAUACCGGGAGAAUUUCUCGGCUUUCUGGAGACUGUGGAAGUCUGGCCUUGAUACGAGGGAUUAUAAGAUCAUGGACGAGAUUUUACCUGGAAGGAUUCGCAGUGUCAAGGAGUGGAUGGUAAAGACUGGGUAUACAGGCGAGCCUGGAAGAGUCCUAAAGGACUAUAUUGACAGGGAAAGGAAGAAAACUGGAUGGCCACUUCUUGGAUAACCUCUCGAACUUCCUUCCACACCAAGUCUCUCACACAAAUACUUGGG